Molecule: messenger RNA, 4904 nt
Organism: Vespula pensylvanica (western yellowjacket)
Lineage: Eukaryota; Metazoa; Arthropoda; Insecta; Hymenoptera; Vespidae
Exons: 7
Coding region: 455-4600 (1381 amino acids)
Source: RefSeq, a predicted model, not a curated record
UGAUGAUUCGAACGAAAUAUUAAAUUGGAUAAAUGAUUUCGAAAAAACGAGAAAUAAACGUUAUGCCAAUGAUUUAGAUGGUAAAACAAAAGAAAAUACUUCGAAAAAUUCAUCAAGUUCAAAUUGCCCAUUUGCUACGAAUGCUUCUGACGAAACUAACCGAACAAACCCGAAUAAGGACGUUUGGAAAUCGAACAAAACCGAAGAUAGCCGAAGUCGUAUAUCCGAAUCUUUGAAAGAACGCAAGGAUGUAUUAAAGAAUAUUAAGAAAACAAAUUCCCAAGAUCAAUCGAAUCGUUGGAUCAUAGAAAAUAUUUCUGAUAUAGUUACAUCGAAGGAGACGUCGUCGAAAUUGACCAAUUCAAUUCGAGUUAUUCCAAAUACGGCCAACAUAUACAAUCAUAUUUAUCUUUCGUCAAAUUAUUCAGAAAAAUUCUUGAAUAUAUCGAAAUUAAUGAAAUUAAUGCGAAGAUGUGCACGAGUUAGUCGCAUUAGACGAAGAAUUUUCAAAGCAACUAACAAUAGAUCGAGAAAUCGUUUGUCUAUUAUUUGUAAGAGAAAUCAUUCGUUAUUUUUCAACGAUUCUAAUGAUUUGAAAGGAAACGUUUGUGACACUUUGGCGGGAAUUAAAGAAGAACUGUCGGGCAAUUUACGAGCAGCUAAAAAACUCUGCGAAGAAUUGCCGAAUUCUAAUAUUAUUCGUUCUAUUUCUACCCCGGAAAUCGAAGACACUUUGAGCGAAGUUUUAACGAGAUGUAAAAAUUAUCUUCGUAAUAAUAAUUACUGCGAAGAAGCUAUAACAAAAAUGAAUGAUUUAUUAACAGAAAGUGUCAACGACCUUCAAAAAAUUGUGAAAGUGGAUAAUCUCGUUCCCUCUAAGAAAACCUUAAGAAAACCUAUAGAAGGUUUUUAUAAUCAUUAUAUUUUAAUCCUUGAGCAAUGUUGCAAACAUUCAGAAUCUAUUCAGGGAAGACAAGAUUUUCCAAAAAAUGACAUUAAGCAAGCAUUAAAUGGUAAGGAGAAAAUGAUUGAUCAAAAAAGCAAAAUAAAGGGAUUAAUAAACGAUAUGUUGCAUUUAACCAAUGAUAUUACUACUGCAGAAGACAAUAAAGAAAAUAUUAAGAAGCCUCUCAAUCGUAAAGCGAGUAUUUCGAAUAAUAUAAAAAAUAAACAAUCUAACAAUAGAUUGGAAAUAAAAACGAAUCGUGGCAAAAAUGUUAGAUCAAAUACGAUGAAGAAGGUAAAUCAAAUGGAAAGUGAAAUGAAUUUUACUUCUCAACAAUUUCAAGCAGGUUCUUCGAACGUUAGAAAAAACAAAAUGGUUAACUUUAAGAAGGAUAAAGCCUUGAAAGAAAAUCAAAAUCGUUCAGACAGACCGAUUUAUUCGCAAGAAUUAGAAAACUUAAAAAGGACGAAGAGAUCUACACAUACGAUUUCGAAUAUUUCUUUCGUUAAUAACAAAGAAAAAGUUAAGAAUAAUCCUGGGCCAUGUUUGGAAAAUGUUCAAGCGAUUAAAGACAAGAAAAACAAUGAAAUGUGCGAAAAGAAAACAAGAAUGUCGUCGUCGAUCUACAUUACCGAUAAAUCUCGUGAUCGACCGAGGAAAUCUGAUGAUAUUCGUAUCAAGCGGCAAAUUCAACCUGUUUGGAAACCAGGCGGUGCCAUUAAAUCUUUUGCUUCUAAUCCGAUGUUUUUAAAUAACGAAACGACUAAUCGUCGUACGUGGCAGCAUUGUUUUGGAAAAGACAAUCAAGAAACAAAAAAAUCGAUUGUUAAUCCAUCAGAGCCAAUAGUCUCGAACAGGAAUAAUUUCUUUAAGGAGUAUCGAAGGAAUGAGAAUUUUGCUGAGAAACGUGUAACUGGAUUAUGCGAAUUGCUCGCAGAAACAAGAACAAUACAGAAGGAAUUAAAAGAUAAUAAUAAUUCGUUAUCCGAAACGCGUUCCUCUCCAUAUAAUCGAUCACAAAUACCAGUAUCGAAUAUGUCGUUGACAAAGGGUCGAGUUAAUAGUACCGAACUAAAUUCGAAGAAAGACAAAUCUGAACCUAAAUCACGUUCAGGUAUUCCUAAAUUAAAUGCAUUGAAAGUUCUGUUUAAAGAUAAACGUGACAAUAAAUCACCAGAGACUACGAAUGUUCUUACGGAAGAUUACGAGAAAAAGGAGGAAGAUAAGAAAAUUUGUUGCUCGAAUGAAAGAAAUGAUAGCAAAAACUCGUCGAUGGUUUUAUUAGAAGUUCCUGAAAAACUUCCUAUAAAUUCAUCGUCAGAAUAUAAAAAUGAAGAAACUAACGAAGAGACAACGAAGAAGAAUAUAAAAGAAAAAUCAUUCGCAGAAAAAUUAAACUCAUCCGAUGAAAAAGUUACUAAGAUAAAUGAUUCUUUACAAAAGUCGAUAUUAAAAAGUAAUACCAACUUUGAUCGUGAUACAAUGAUCGAGAAUCAGCCAAGUUUAAUAUCUUUUAGAAAUAUGAACAGUAAUACCGAAGCCAAUUCAAUGUCUAACUCAAUAACGAUGGUCACCUCGUCAAAACGUUGUCAAUUAUCAUGUCUGUCUUCGUUAUCGUCAAAAACCGAUUUCAUUUUCGAAAAGUCUAUCAAGAAAAGCAAAUCAAGUAAAAUUGACAAGGAUUCUUUAGAAAAUUCGACCGAUGAUAAUGACGAGGAAAGUGAAUUUAAGUUGGACGAGUUAAAAGAUUCUGAUCCAAUUGAAGAAAAGAAGGAACAUGAAACGUCUCUGAACAUAUCAGAUAUCGUAUCUUCCUCAAUGUCUUACGUUCCAACAAAAAAUUUUGAACAUCAACGUAAAUUACGAUAUUCAAAUAUUAAAAAAGAUAUUUCGAGAGAUUCUUUGAACAAAGUUUCUAUUGCUUCGACAUCGGGCAGUGAUAUUGAUCAAGAGAUAAGAUCAAUGACGUUAAUAGAAAAAGCUCGAUUCAACGAUAAUGAAUCGAUCGAUCGCAUGAUCGAUGAAAAGAAAUGUAAGAGUUCGCAAACUAUAUCACAUUCGAAAUCAUUUUCCGAUGCUUAUACCAACGUCGAGAAUAUAAAUUCUAAUUGCAUUAAAUGUGUCGAUAGAAUAGUUUCAUCUCCCAACGAAAUUGAUUUGAAAAUAUCAUUGAAAGAUGUUGCUACAGAAAUUCUUUCGCAAGAUCAAUCGAUACUAUUACCAACUCAAAUGAAUCAAACGCAAACGAACGAAUGUUCGUCAACGUUUCUAGAGAAAAGCAUUGCUACUGAUUUAGUUAUAAAUUCUUCGAACAAUCCCAACGAAACUAAGACCGUUGUUAACGUUGAAUCAAAAUCAAUAUGCGCGAGCGAAGAAAAAGUUCUAGAUCAUAAUGAUCGAUGGGUCAUGGAAACCGUAGAGUUAUAUUGUGAACAACCUAACGACAAUCUAGCCAUAUCAAUAGAGAACCGUAAAGAAGAAAAGAAAGAUUCUAACGAUCCUAAUGAUCGAUGGGUCGCGGAAACCGUAGAGUUAUAUUGCGAACAACCUAAUUACGAAGAUGACUCUAAAGAGGAUAAAAGUGAAUUAAACAAAUCGUCUGAAUCAAAAAUAAGUAAUAAUUUUAAUAUCGAAAGAUCUAUACUGUCGGUAUCACUGAUUGAUCAAUUAAAAGAUAUCAAAGAGCAAUUGCAAAGCGUUGAUGUAAAAUUGAAUAAAUUACAGGAAACUACAAAGGAAGCCAAUAAUGCAUUUUCUCGAGUUAACGUAAUUACUACACCGUUUGAUUCUAAUAUCAAGAAAAUAAUAUCUGUUUCAUCGAAUGAUUUGCCGGAAUCGUCGAAUGUAAAAAAUGUUAUGAUCAAUGAUCGACGAUCUUCUUCGACGAUAGAAUCGUCCUUAUCUUCUAAUUCUUUCAAACGAUCGUCAAGAAUUUCACAAGGACGUCGUUUCGAACGUUUUAAUAGAAAUCUCAACGAAAUGAGCGAUGUCACGGAUGCUUUCCAAAUGACUUGUUGUUAUUCGAAAAAUUUGUGCGACGCUAUUAAAACUUGUGAAGAUUGCUCGAUCGUUAAUAAUCAAUCGGACGAAUGUAAAAAAAGUUCAUCUACGUCAUUCGAAGAAGCUACAGGAUUUUUUGAAAAAGCAUCUAUGGAAGUUGACGAACAAUUGACCUGCGAAUAUUUUAAUAAGAAUUGUUCUCGUUCUUACGACAAGAAUAAUUUCAAUGACGAUGACGAGGAGAUGAUUAGUGUUAAAAGUACGUCGUCUUCUGUCGAACAUAUUUUUUAUGAAUUAAGAACAACCGAUCAUUCCUCAUCCGACAAUGAAUCCGAUCAGACUGAUAAUUACCUAUUUCUUUCAACUAAAAAUUCUAACGACAUGAAAGAGAGAGAUACGAAAACAAUAUCAGAUUCCAUUAAGAAAGUAUCAUCAAAUGUUUUGAGUAUAAAAGAUCAACGCUUAGAGAUAAUGAAGUAUUCCGAUAAAGAAACAUAUUUUACAUUUUGUAACGAAAAUAUCGAAUCGAAUGAUUAUAAUGAUUUAAUUAUUUCUAGAGAAGGCUUGCUUCUUCUUAUCUAUUUUACUAUAUGUUUCUUCGUAUUUUUUUGUUUGAACUUUUCUGUUACCUGUGAACCAUGGUUUAUUUCUUAAACGUUUGUUUAAUUAAUAAAUAAUUAAUUUCGUUUUUGUUCUUACAGAAGCUCUCGUUAGAUUUUCAUAUUAGAUUCGUUUCUCUCGUAUUUUCUUUCACGUUUUGUUUGUAAUAAAGAUUAAAAAAUUUCAACAUAUUUUUUUUUAUAAUACUAACAUCGUUUAUAUAUAUAUAUAUAUGUGUGUGUGUGUGUCUGUGUGUAUUGAAAAAUUGUUAAAACUAAGAAACAAGAUAAUAUUAACGAAGAUUAUACAUGUUGCACUUACGCAUUAAUUUAAAUAUACGAUUACAUUCUCCUAAUUU